This is a messenger RNA of Striga hermonthica, 344 nucleotides long. The record is from the annotation of a GenBank genome assembly. Lineage: Eukaryota; Viridiplantae; Streptophyta; Magnoliopsida; Lamiales; Orobanchaceae.
GUGUUGGUUUGCACCAGUACACUAGCAUGGGGUGUGAACCUUCCAGCUCACUUGGUUAUUAUAAAGGGAACAGAGUAUUUUGAUGCAAGAGCAAAAAGACAUGUCGAUUUUCCUAUUACCGAUAUUUUACAAAUGAUGGAUCGAGCAGGAAGGCCUCAGUACGAUCUUCAUGGGAAAGCUAUCAUUCUUGUUCAUGAACCAAAAAAGAGUUUCUACAAAAAGUUGAAAGCAGUCUCAGAGAACAGUUGCAUGAUCACUUUUAUGCUGAGAUCGUUUCUGGAACAAUUAGUCAUAAAGAGGAUGCAAUACAUUAUCUCACCUGAACAUAUUUAUUCCAAAGAUUG